CAGGAAUUUGGUCGUACUCUGUUUUUUUUAAUGUUUGCUUUUUGAUACGCUGCCAAAAAAAAUAUGUGAUUACCUGCAUUUAAAUGUAUAGUUGUACCUGUUUAGUGUUUGGUCUUCAGGAGUAUCUCUUCUGUGAUAAAAUGCGACACUCAGUGGCACAUUUAGGUAGUGCUUGUUUUACGAUCAGGCACUAAGGUAGACACCAACUUGGGGUCCUCGCGGAGUGAAUGGAAGCUAAAAACAACGGAACAUAUGUCCUAUUUAAAAUCGGAGGCGAUGGAGGCUUACCCCGGAGUCAUCGGCAGUGACUCUACUAAACAACAAGAAAGACAUUAUUACCUCUUAUCUGAACUACAAACUUUAGUCAAAGACUUACCAAGCUCCUUCCAGCAGCGCCUGUCCUACAACACGCUGAGUGAUCUGGCUCUGGCACUCAUAGAUGGAACAGUUUAUGAGAUUGUGCAGGGGCUCCUGGAUAUUCAACAUCUGACAGAGAAAAACCUGUAUAACCAGAGGCAGAAGCUGCAUUGUGAACAUCAAGGUUGGUGGGAUGCUUUAGGGGAAAACGCACUCAAACAAGAUCUUUUAAAGAAGCAUAAAGAAGCUCUGCAGUCAUGCAAGUCUCACAACCUUGCUCUUCUCAAAUCAAAUCAACAAACAGAGCAGGAGGCUCUGGAAAUCCGUGUGCGAGAGGAACAGAAAAUGAUGGAUAAGAAGAUUGUUGCAGAAAUGGAUCAGAAAGUGAUAGAUCAGCAGAACACGCUGGAGAAGGCAGGGGUCCCUGGAUUUUACAUCACCACAAAUCCUCAGGAGUUGACAGUGCAGAUGAACCUACUGGAAUUGAUCCUCAAACUUCAACAGAAGGAGUCACAAUCUGGAGUCAUGUGAGAAAGACGCCAUAUUGUGCUAGAAGAGAGGGAAAAAUCCUGCAAUAAAGAGGACAGAGCACAGAGGCAAUCCUGUAACUGCGAUUCAGCAUCAGCUUUGUUCAGGGAAUGUGGAUUACUGGUUGAAAUGAGCAUUAUUUCCACCAUCUAAACCUGCAGAUGUCUGGUAACUGAGUGUAGGAGUAAGGUGAUUCCAGUCUGGGAGGAGUGCAGAGGCAGGUUGCGACAACAAAGUUGUAAAUCACUAGAUGCCGUGUCACACAUUCUGUUCCUGUUACGACACAUUGUACCACUAUGCAGGCUAUCGAGAGAGCAGGCUCCUCCAGUAAUCAUACAGAAGUAGGUCGCUGUGGUAUGUUAAUACAGAGGGAUGACAGAAGCAUGGAUCACACACCUGCGGUGAGAUCAGCUAUAAAAACAACCACAUGACCUUUGGAGAAGUUGGCACUACUUCUUGUAGUGUUUUGUUUUCAACCUUAUGAAAAGGAAAUGAGGAAUGGAUGUGUCAUUUCCUUUGAACAAACUAUUCUCUAUUUAUUUAAACACUUUUGUGAUAUGUAUUUUUUGAACUUUUUCAUAUUUUUAGAUAAAGCAUCCUUAUUUGUUGAAUUUGUAAAGCUAAUGUGAUUAAAAGGUUGCAGCCUUUUGAGUAAACCUUUUUACACUUACAUUGAUUUUUAUUUUUAUAUCAUUGUUGCUCUGUACUGGAUUCCUGACGUACAUUGGCCAAAAAAAAACAAAAAAACAACUGAAUUAACCUGAUAUUCAGUUUGGAGGCAACCGGUAUGUAUAUGUUUUUGUAUAGUUUGUCAUUUACAUUAAAUUCAAUUUUAAAGUCAUUCAAAAUGUCUUUGUCUUUUUGAAUAAUAAAACAGGUUUGACUUCU
Molecule: messenger RNA, 1773 nt
Organism: Cheilinus undulatus (humphead wrasse)
Lineage: Eukaryota; Metazoa; Chordata; Actinopteri; Labriformes; Labridae
Gene: dgcr6
Product: DiGeorge syndrome critical region gene 6
Exons: 6
Coding region: 253-888 (211 amino acids)
Source: RefSeq, a predicted model, not a curated record